This is a messenger RNA of Anisakis simplex (herring worm), 1974 nucleotides long. Lineage: Eukaryota; Metazoa; Nematoda; Chromadorea; Rhabditida; Anisakidae. The record is from the annotation of a GenBank genome assembly.
AUGUCAAACGAUCGUUCACGUCGUGGCUUGAAUCCGAAUGCUCAAGCUUUCAUACCCAACCCAGGCGCUAGACCGUUCGUACCUGGCCAACCGUAUAUGUUCGCCAAUCCGCCGCCAAUCUACGCUCAACCCCCUCCACCGGGUGCCUUUCCACCCAUCUACCCGCCGCAGCAUUCACAAUUCAGCGGGCAUAUGAUCCCUCAACAGCCGACUAAUCCGAUGUUUGCACCACCUCUUCUACAACAACCUCAUAUGCCUCCACAACAUCAGUUCCAACAACAAGCACAACAAAAAAUGAUGCCCCUUCCAACACAGCAAGAUAUUAUACAGCAACAACCACCGCUUGAUGACUGGGAUGCAGAAGAGCCCGAGCCUGAACCCGAAAGAACAGAGCCAAUAGCACCCGCCGAACCAAAGGAAACAAAGGAAGAUGAACCUGAAGCGAAAAUUGACGAACCGGAAGAGGUUAAGACAGAGGAAGCAGAAGUGGUUGAAGAAGAAAGGCAGCAAGAGAGCAAGACAGAUGUCGAAGAAGUGCCACUUCAAGAAAAGAAAGCCGCAAGUGAGGAUCGAGAGGGGAGUGGAGACAAAGCCACAGAAUCUGGAACUGAUUCCAAAAGUGAUGAAAUCGACGAAGUGGCUGCUCUGCCAAGCAAAUUCAAACGUACCGUCUAUGUGGAUGAUGGUACUAGGAAAGCGCACGUAAACAUUGUUUUCAUUGGUCACGUAGAUGCUGGCAAGUCGACGAUCGGCGGGCAGUUGAUGUACCUGACAGGAAUGGUUGACAAGAGAACGCUGGAAAAAUAUGAGAAAGAGGCAAAAGACAAGGGUCGUGAGUCAUGGUAUUUGUCUUGGGCGUUAGACACGAACGACGAGGAACGAGAGAAGGGUAAAACAGUAGAAUGUGGACGUGCAUUCUUUGAGACCGAAAAGAAACAUUUCACGAUUUUGGAUGCUCCAGGUCAUAAAUCUUUCGUACCGAAUAUGAUUAGCGGUGCGACACAGGCCGAUCUAGCUGUUUUGGUGAUUAGUGCGCGUAAAGGUGAAUUCGAGACUGGCUUCGAUCGUGGUGGUCAAACGCGUGAGCAUGCAAUGUUGGUGAAGACGGCCGGAGUGAAGCAUUUGAUUGUGUUGGUUAAUAAAAUGGAUGAUCCAACAGUGGAUUGGGAAGAGGAGAGGUUCAAAGAAAUUCAACAGAAACUUACGCCAUACUUGCGCAAAUGUGGUUUCAAUCCGAAAACGGAUAUAGUCUAUAUUCCGGUAUCAGGCUUAACGGGUGCAUUCUUGAAGGAGCGACCGUCCGCUGAGUUCGGAUCGUGGUACACAGGGCCAUGCUUCAUUGAAUAUAUUGACACUAUGUUACCAGAAUUGAGUCGAGACUUCGAUGGACCAGUCAGAGUGGUUAUCGCUGAUAAAUAUAGUGAUAUGGGCACCAUUGUGAUCGGUAAAAUUGAAUCAGGUAUUAUUAGUAAGGGUGACAGUGUUGUAGUAAUGCCAAAUAGGACAAACGUUCAAGUGAUUCAAUUAUGGUCAGAUGACGCAGAAACUGACAGGGUGAUGGCUGGUGAUAAUAUAAAGCUGAAGUUGAAAGGUGUGGAGGAUGCGGACAUUCUGUCAGGAUUUAUUUUGUGCUCAUCGGAUGCACUUUGUCACGUUGGAAGAGUUUUUGAUGCUGAGGUUGUUAUAUUGGAACAUAAAUCAAUCAUAGCUUCUGGAUAUUCUUGCGUUCUUCACAUUCAGUCGGCCGUUGAAGAGGUUACUGUCAAGAUGGUGAUUUGUACGAUUGAUAAGAAGACAGGCGCAAAGCUUCGAGCACGUUUCGUGAAACAAGAUGAAAAAUGCAUAAUGCGAUUGGAGAGUGCAGAACCGUUCUGCUUGGAAGCAUUCAAAGAUUUCCCUCAAAUGGGCAGAUUUACACUACGAGAUGAGGGUAAAACGAUUGCAAUCGGUAAAGUAUUGAAAGUGCUCGAAUAG